AAUCAUCAUCACCGAAGAGGGUUACACCGUCAUAUCUUCCCUUUCACCGUUCUCCAAUUACCAUUUUCCUCCGAUUUCGUCCUUCUUGAUUUCGUCAACAGCACUUUCUACACCGCACAAUUCCCCAUUACCGAAGAAACCGUUUUCACGAGGCUUUCCAGAUCCUCUCCAAAUGAAAAUAAUUGGACCAAUUAACAAAUUUUCAACCAUUAGAUUAAAUUGGGAUGAGAUUUGGUGUCGUUUCCAAUUAACAAAUGUUGUUGUCUUAAAAAAAUAUAUUAAAUUUGAGUUUAAUAUAUUUUUUAAAACAACAAUAUUCAGUCUCUUUCCCGCACGAGAACAAAAUCCCUUCCCCGUUCACGCGACUGCUUCUCCCAGCACGACCUUUGACGGACGACGGGUGCUGAACGUCGACGGAUGACUUCUCUCCUCUCGCUUUUUUCCGACGUGGUUUAAAUCUGGCGAGGUCAGCACUGUACCUCCACACGUUUUCCGGCGAGGUAGCUCUUCUCUCGCCCUUUUUCGGUGCUUUCCGGCGAGGUCGCAUUCUCUGCAGGUUUCCGUUCAGCUGUGCAUGGUGGAUAUGGAAUGCGUGGUUCAGGGAAUUAUAGAGACACAGCAUGUUGAGGCCUUGGAGAUUCUUCUUCAAGGACUAUGUGGUGUUCAGAGAGAACGAUUGAGGAUCCAUGAAAUAUGCCUCAAGAGUGGUCCACAUCUGGGUACUGUAGCCUCAGAGGUUCGACUGUUGUGUGACCUAGAGCAAGCUGAACCUUCGUGGACUGUUAUACAUGCAGGUGGUGCAAUGAGGGGAGCAGGCGCAGAGCAAAUUUCUGUUCUGGUUAGGUCAAUGGUGGAAAGCAAAACAAGCAAGAAUGCACUGCGCAUGUUUUAUACACUGGGGUACAAGUUAGACCAUGAGCUGCUGAGGGUGGGAUUUUCCUUCAAUUUCCACAGGGGUGCACAAAUCACUGUAACGGUUUCAUCAAUCAAUAAAAUGCUGAAGCUCCAUGCAACUGACGAGGCCAUGCCAGUAACACCUGGUAUACAAAUGGUUGAAGUAACAGCACCUGCAACUGCUGAAACCUAUGCUGAAGUUGCGUCUGCUGUGUCAUCCUUUUGUGAAUACCUUGCACCGCUUCUCCACCUGUCGAAACCAGGCAUUUCAACUGGUGUUGUUCCUGCAGCUGCUGCAUCUCUGAUGUCUGAUGGUGGGGGUACAACGUUGUAGUGGGACUGUACUGUUAUCUUUAUAAAUGCACACUUUAUGUACAUUGAAGUUCCAUGACCCCACUUGCUUAAUUCAUAUAAAGAGACGUGAAUAUCAAUUUUCUCUU
Messenger RNA from Glycine soja, 1334 nucleotides. Its product is annotated as mediator of RNA polymerase II transcription subunit 18-like. Lineage: Eukaryota; Viridiplantae; Streptophyta; Magnoliopsida; Fabales; Fabaceae. Bases 575 to 1228 code for a protein of 217 amino acids. Gene Ontology annotation, biological process: termination of RNA polymerase II transcription; regulation of transcription by RNA polymerase II. The transcript has 7 exons. The record is from RefSeq and is a predicted model, not a curated record. Gene Ontology annotation, molecular function: transcription coregulator activity. Gene Ontology annotation, cellular component: core mediator complex; mediator complex.